Lucilia sericata (common green bottle fly) is the source of this 2519-nucleotide messenger RNA. RefSeq lists its product as uncharacterized. The coding region runs from base 1 to 1248 and encodes 415 amino acids. The transcript is spliced from 6 exons. The record is from RefSeq and is a predicted model, not a curated record. Lineage: Eukaryota; Metazoa; Arthropoda; Insecta; Diptera; Calliphoridae.
AUGAAAACUAAACAUAAAAGUUGUGUCGCUGCUGCUGCUGUUGCUGCUGGGGCUGGUGAAAAAAUGAAAUCGGUUAUAUUAUAUCCAUAUGGACCCUUAACGGGCACCGGAUGUUGUCGCAUGUUGCAUGCUAAAAAUUUGGCUAUAACAAGUGCAAUUUAUACAAUUAACAUAUCCCUGCUUAUAGUCCUUAUAUAUUCCUGGCGUAUUAAUAUCAACAUACACAAGUCUAGUGCUCUAGAAGAUGUUUACUAUGGUGUACAAAUUGCUUAUUUUGCCAUAAUCGGCACACAAAUGUCGAUGAUUGUUUUAAGUAUCAUGUUACUAUUUGGUAUAGUUAAGGAAAACCCUGGUUUAAUAGUUCCUUGGAUUAUUGGCUAUAUAACUUUUAUGGCUUUGGAAGCAGUGGCUAUGGUUUAUUCUAAUGUCUUGCGUGAUCAUGUUAAUAAGCAAUUCGAUGCAAUGUGCAAAGCGGAAGUGGCCUUUUUUAUAGCACGAGCUUUCAUAAAUGUGCUUUCCAUGUGGGGUGUAUUACGUUUCUAUAAUUUGGUACGUUCCGGCAUAACAUGGCGUGGUCCAGAGGUAAUAGAACUUGAAUAUAAUGACAGCAUGUAUAAUAAACAACUAAUCAAUAACAAAAAUAACAAAUCCUAUGACUUCUCAUCCUACCAAAUGCAGGCUAAAACCACACUAACAACAGCUACCAACAAUACACUGGCUAAGUCGUAUAAUGAAUGUCAACAUCAUCACCACCAUCAUCAUCAUCACCAGCACCUAAACCAGCAACAACACUACAAACAGCACUAUCAAAAUUCACGUGGCCGUCGUCAAAGUUCCGCUACACAUAAUAAAACCACGAUAGGUUGUUGUGCCUUCUUUGAUAUCGAUGAUUAUGAUUAUGAUUUUGAAAAUGAUGAAGACUAUGAUUAUGAGGGUGACGAUUAUGAUUGUGAGGGUUACUAUGAUGAUGCUGAUGAUUACUAUGACGAUGAGGGCGAGAGUAGUGAUUGUUCUAUGUUGGGUGCCUCACCCAAUCGCCAUAGGCGCAACGAACGUUCUCAUCGUGUGCGCAAUAAUAAUAUACGCUCGGUUCUGGUCAAUAAACGCCAUAAUAAAUAUAAAAUUGCUCAUCCCCAAACUAAACUGGAGGUUAUAAACGAAUCGGAACGCAGUGCCGGCAGUGGCAGUGAUGAAAAUGACUCUUUACUGGUAGCCUAUAAUAGUUCAUCGUCGUUGGCGUCCGUUUGACAUUGGCCGGGUUGCAUUGGAAAUGCAAGAUUUAAAACGGAAUCAAAAGUCUCCGACUACGACGCUGCCGUCGUCGACGAGUUAUAUGUUGCUAGCCAGCACAUCUGCGAAAGCAGCCAUGAGGACAACGCUGCGAAAUUGCAAGAGCAGCAAUAUUUGUCAAACUCAUUUAAUAACUGGCAACAGUCACAAUGUCAACGUCGACGUCCAUUGCGACGCCUCUACUGCUGUGUAAAUGCCUUAAUAAUGGCUGUCUUAGUAACUGUUGAAAUUUACGCACAAAUUGUGAUUUUUCUGUAAAAUCGUACAGAAAGGUAAAAGAAAUCAAAAUAUCCAACCAAACCAAAUAUUCCGUUUCAAAAUUCGUAACCACUAAAAUAAUGAAUAGAGCUUCCGCUUGUUAACAGCUAAAUUACGACAAAAACAAAUAUUGUAAUAGAAAAAAAAAACAUUUUUUCAAACAAAAGGAAAACCAGGAAAAUCAAAAACCAAAUGUAAUCCAUAAACAAUUUUGUGUAUAAUUAUAAAACAGGCUUUACCUAACCACCCCUUUUCCGUUUCAGAAAUCCUUUUUUAAAUGAAAUUCUCUUAUAUAACAGUUUUCAGUGGUUUAUAGUUGGUUCAGCAACUUUUAUACUUCACCUCUUUUAUGUGAUGUUAAAAAUAAUGAAAAUUAUCCAAAAAUCUUUUGAAAUUGAUUUUGUGGUUUAAGGUUUUAUAGAUUUAGCAUUACUUGCCAUUAUAUUAUGGAAAAGUGUCAAAAACAAAUAUGUCAAAUGUUAGCGCGUUUUAAAUGCAAAUUUAAAAAUAUUAACCGGUUACUAAAGUUUUGUAAUAUACAUAUUACUCAUACGCUGGUUUACAGCGUAUGAGUAAUUUUCCGCUGAUUUAAUAUCUUUCUAUUCCCAAUAGUAGCCAGACUGUUGUAUAAUACCAUUUGUCUUUAACAUCUUAUUACCUUUAACGUUAACAAAAAAAAACUUGGAUUUCCAUUGAAUUAAAAUAAAAUUUCUUGUCAAAACCCUCUUCCCAUAACUGCAAACAUGUUAACUUUUGCAAUAAGAAUUGUUUUAUUAAUAUUCAUGUGACCUCAUUAAUUAUUCUGGGGAUGCAACAGCAAAAAAGGGGAGAAAUACAAGUUAAAGUACAAUUUAACCAUGUUAACAUUUGUAAAUGAAAUAAAACAAAAAGUAAAGAAAAAGCAGACGGCAUUAACGAAUUAUGAAUGCACUACGCCAUAUUUCAGUGCUAGUUCAAGUUCAGUUUAGUUC